Messenger RNA from Solea senegalensis (Senegalese sole), 3554 nucleotides. It is a transcript of the gene slc22a31, whose product is annotated as solute carrier family 22 member 31. Gene Ontology annotation, biological process: transmembrane transport. Bases 33 to 1892 code for a protein of 619 amino acids. Gene Ontology annotation, molecular function: transmembrane transporter activity. The record is from RefSeq and is a predicted model, not a curated record. Gene Ontology annotation, cellular component: membrane. NCBI's taxonomy places the organism in Eukaryota, Metazoa, Chordata, Actinopteri, Pleuronectiformes, Soleidae. The transcript is spliced from 9 exons.
UGUCUCCGUGCCUCAGUCUGAGUGAGGGGGCCAUGGGCGCGGACACAGAUGACAGUGAGGCUCCUCUUCACAUGGAUUACGAGGCUAAUGUUUUCCCUCACAGCGGCGGAUACGGACGCUACAACCGGGUGGUGGUCUUGUUCAGCUGGUUCCCAAACUUCGCGGUCACGUUGAAUCUGCUCAGUGACAUUUUCUUCACCCACAUACCGGAGUCGUACCACUGUACGCCCGACCCGGAGCUGCUGCCCUCCGCGUUCCUCCUCAGCAACUUCUCCAGACAGGGAUACUUGAAAGUCGCCAUCCCGUGGGUGAACGGCUCCGGUCUGAGCCACUGUGAACUCUUCAAAUAUCCGCCCAACACCUCCGACUUCUCCGGUCAUGUUCCCAGAGAGAGGGUGUCCUGCACCCGAGGCUGGGACUACGUUCACUCUGCGGGGCUUCGCACCAACUUUGUCACUGAGUGGAACUUGGUUUGCAGCGACUACUGGAAAAUCCCUUUGCAGCACAUCUGUUUUAUGAUGGGAUGGAUUCUGGGAUACAUCCUCCUUGGUACAUUGUGCGACUGGUUGGGCCGUCGGCGCGGGUUCCUCCUGUCCAUCAGUCUGUCCAGUGUGUUGGGGAUGGCUGUGUGUUUGUCCAACAGCGCUGUGGUGUUUCUGCUGCUGCGUCUCUCUCAGGGCGCCAUGCUCGCUGGAGUGUUUUUGUCCUCGUACAUUGUCCGGUUGGAGCUGUGCGAUCCUCCCCACCGCCUCAUGGUCGCCAUGAUCAGCAGCUUCUUUGCCGUGUUCGCAGAGCUGCUGUUGCCGGGUGUCGCGGUCCUGUGCCGUGAUUGGCCCAUCCUCCAGGCUGUGGUCACGUUGCCUCUGCUCCUGCUGCUUUCUUACUGGUGUUUUGGCUCAGUGUUUCCUGAGUCUCCUCGCUGGCUGCUGGCCACGGCUCAGAUCCCUCAGGUCAAGCAAAGUGUCCAGGGAUUCUCCACCAGGAACGGAGUCUGUCGGCGAGAUGAGAUUUACCCUGGAGAAACUCUGCUGUCAGAGAUCGACUCAGUGUACGGAGAAGACUGUCGCCCGAGUUAUCACUCAGUCCUGGAGCUGCGUCAGACUCGUAUCAUCUGGAAGAACUGCCUCAUCCUCAGCUUCACUCUGUUCAUAGGAACAGGAAUCCAGUACUGUUUCACCAGAAACCUCCACAGCUUCUCCACAAACUUCUACUUCAGCUACUUCCUCAGAGUGAUCACUGGAGCGCUGGCCUGCGUCUUCAUCUGCGUGACGGUCGAUCGCUUCGGUCGGCGCGGGAUUCUCCUGCUCUCUGCCAUCAUCACUGGACUGUCGUCGCUGGUGCUGCUGGCCCUCACUCAAUAUCUGCGUGGAGGUCUGGUCCUGGUUCUCUCUGUCGUGGGUCUGCUGUCCUCUCAGGCUCUCGCGAUGCUCAGUGUGUUCUUCGCCUGCGAGGUGAUGCCAACUGUCGUCCGAGGUGGAUGCCUCGGCUUGGUGAUGGCGGCGGGUUGCGUUGGCAUGGCCGCUUCCUCCCUGAUGGAGCUCCAGAACAACAGCGGCUAUUUCCUCCACCACGUCAUUUUCGCCUCCUUCGCCGUCCUCUCCGUCCUCUCCAUAAUGCUCCUGCCCGAGAGCAAGCGCAAGCCGCUCCCUGACUCUCUGAAGGACGGCGAGAACCAGCGGCGCCCGCCUCUCUUCCUGUCCCGGCCCGACAGGGUCAACCUGCCUCUACUGUGCACCCGCCCCCCUUUGUCAGUGUACAACCCCGAAAACUACUCGCGCUUAGUUUCUGCCACAAGGAAGAUGUUGACUAAAGAGAGUUUGCCUUACAGGAUCUCUGCGCCGGCUCUUUCCCCUCUGCUGUCAGGCAGUGAAACACAGGAACCCGGAGAAUGAGACUCAGGAUGGAUACGUUUGAAGAACGUCCUCGUCCGUGACAAACUUGAAUUAUCCCUCUUCGUUUUUCUAGACAAACUGCAUCUCUGACAGUUCACUACAAUCUUAAUUCAGUUAAAGUCAGUGGCUACUCAUAACUCUGCUUGGACGCAGUGCACUUUAGAGCCAAGGCUCCAAGUCUGUCAGUCGUCGGGAUUAUUAUUAUUUUACACUUGAAACUAUAACCGUUUAUUUUUGUUUGUUUUUUUUUGUCAUCCAAAGCUUUGUGAAGGCUUGUAAAAUCCCCUUUGUGUUGUGACGUCGCAUGUUGUGUCUCAUGUCUAAACAAACUUUAAAUCCCGGGGCCAUGACCUACGACCAGGCUCCUAUUCAUAUCCAUUUUCCUCUGAAAGGGAAGAUCAAUUAUUGACACCAUGUUCUGCUGGGGAAGAGUGGAAACUCAUGGUUAAAGCCAUUAACUCCUCAGGAAAAUGUUAUAAAUCAUGUAAAAAGUAGAAGCUCAUUAGACACAUAGACUUCCAUUCAAAUGGAGUUAGCUCAGCGAGUUAAUGGUCUCAGCCACUAGUUUGAAUUCUUCUUCAAUAUCACAUUAUGUCAAUUUUGUAGAUUAUGUUCCCAUCAUAAUGUGAAACUCAAAUUCUUAACACUACACCCACUUUUUAUAUACAGUCCUUUAUUCCCGUGGAAAAUGGCCACACGGCUCGUUUGGACGAAUUGAAACCAAAUUUGUUUUUAACGCUGGUUCCAGCUGCUGCUGCUGGUUGGUCAUGUGAGCAGCAGUGUGUCCGUUCAUUAGUAACUCGUGCACUUUUCAUUACGUCUGUUGGUCUUGGUGCUGAGAAGAACCCAGUGACUCACACAGGUCUGGUUCAUGGCGUUGUGUUGUGCUCGUCGCGCACACGUGAGGGCACUAAAUGAAGCACUGUCACACAGAGAAAACGCCAUUCAUGAGUGCUUAAUGGCUGAACCACUCACUGUCAUUGACAAGAAAUACUCAGGCUGUUAAUCUGAAUAUUACACUUAUGCACAACUGUUAUUUACUAAUUGUUUAUUUUUUUUCAUUUACAGUGUUCCAAAUAUGAAAAGCAUCAUGCAGACAAAAGGUCACAGCCUUGUGUCCUUGGAGAAUUUGGAUUUACCAACACAACAAUUUAUUCAUUUUAUUUCAUUUUAUUAUUUAAAAAAAAAAAAAUGCUUUUAUUACUUUACUUUAUUUAACAGAAUCGGUGACGGAGGAUGAGUAGUGGAUAUUUUCUCAAACAUUUUCUCUUUGAGCCUUUUCAUCAUGUGAAUGAGACCAAGUGCUUCAGCAGGAUGUUGAAGUCUUCAAGGUUGUCUUGUGUGUGUGUGUGUGUGUGUGUGUGUGUGAGAUAGAUUUUUACUUUUGUUCAUAUGCUCUUUCUAACCUGCGUCUUUUUUUUUAUCAUGUCAUCAGUUAACAGAACCAAAUCAACUUCUCAAAUCUUAAACAAGUGAUCAACAAACAACAACAGUGGCAUUUUAAAAACAAUCAAAUCAAACGCACAACCCUUUCUGAACACUAGAUGGAGCACUUCCACUUUGGAAUAGGGAACACUUUGUGUGUCUUUGUCUAUUCACAUUACACUUGUGUGAUUUUUGUUCAUGUUAAAAACAAGAUGACUCAAACCUUAUCAAGCCAAA